Erythranthe guttata (spotted monkey flower) is the source of this 1869-nucleotide messenger RNA. RefSeq lists its product as uncharacterized. Gene Ontology annotation, molecular function: 5'-tyrosyl-DNA phosphodiesterase activity; single-stranded DNA binding. Gene Ontology annotation, biological process: double-strand break repair. Lineage: Eukaryota; Viridiplantae; Streptophyta; Magnoliopsida; Lamiales; Phrymaceae. The record is from RefSeq and is a predicted model, not a curated record. Gene Ontology annotation, cellular component: PML body; cytoplasm.
CCUAAUCUGUAUAAAACAACACCCAAGGGGCCUAAAAGUAAUAAUGAGAAUAUAAUAAAUUAGCAAGAAAACCCCUUCAAAUUCCAUGAUAUACUCAUCUCACCAGUUCCCACCGACCGAGGACUGGUUCAAUAAGCGGCAAAACCACAAUGCUUUCGAUUUCAAAUUAGUUAUGUACACAGCAAAAUCAAUCCAGUUUCUUUUUCAUCUCCCUUUCAAAUUCCCCAGAAACCCUAAAUUCCUUUCCGUAACAAUCGGAAAAAUGUCGUCUUGGACAUGCUCCAAGUGCACCUUCAUCAACCCACCCUCCCGAAAUUCCAGCUGCGAAAUCUGCCAUUCCGCACAACCACAGCCGCUCCUGACGUCAUCAUCGUCGUCGUCGGAAUUGGGUAGUAAGUGGUCGUGCUCCUCCUGCACUUUCCUGAACCCUUAUCGCUCCACAAUCUGCGAAAUAUGCGGAACUAGGGCAUCCGCUUCGCUACUGUCGACUUUUGAAAUCGACGACGACGAUCUCGAUGAAGCUCAGUUGGGUUCUUCCGGCACCGUGUUUUUGCCCCUCCGACCGUUUAGCGGUGCCGAGAAAGGUAACAGAGCGAGCCCCGGCGGCGCCGGUGGUAAUAAUGGAGGCCGUUAUGGUGAGUUGAAGGGUAGUUUGGGAAAUAGAGAGAGAAAUGAUUUGGGUAAUGGCGGCAGUGGAGCGUCUGAUUCUGGAGGCGGAAGGGGGUUUUCUGCGGUGUUAAAGCCUUGCAGUAAUAAGAGGAAAGAUCGGUCGGAAAGUGAUGCCGGUGGUUCUUGCAGUAAUAAAGCUAUUGAAGUUAAGUCACAAGCCACAGGUGAAGCAAAUCGGUGCAAUGAAUCUAAAACGUGGAAAGUUUUGAGCUACAACGUUUGGUUCCGUGAAGAUCUUGAGAUGCAUAAACGGAUGAAAGCUCUCGGCGACCUUAUUGAACUGCACUCACCAGAUGUUAUCUGUUUUCAGGAGGUCACCCCCAGUUUCUAUGAAAUUUUCCGAAAAUCAAAUUGGUGGAAGGGUUACCGAUGCUCAAUUUCAAAUGGGAAGGCCUUUCCAGCGGCAUACUUCUGCAUGCAGCUAUGCAAACUGCCGGUAAAAUCGUACAGCUCUAAACCCUUCCACAAUUCCAUCAUGGCAAGAGAACUCUGCAUUGCAGAAGUUGAACUGCAGCCAAACACGGCGUUAGUUGUGGCCACAAGCCAUUUAGAAAGCCCUUGCCCAAGCCCUCCAUCAUGGGAUCAAAUGUUCAGCAAAGAACGCAUUUUUCAGGCAAACGAGGCCGUCAAAUUUCUCGACAAGAAUCAGAACGUAAUAUUCUGCGGUGAUAUGAAUUGGGAUGAUAAAUUAGACGGGCCUUUCCCAAAGCCCGAAGGAUGGUUAGAUGCAUGGACUGAACUAAGGCCUGGAGAAAUUGGAUACACAUACGACACAAAAUCGAACACUAUGCUGAGUGGCAACCGGGCCCUACAGAAAAGGCUCGAUCGAUUUAUUUGCAAAUUGAAGGAUUUCAAGAUUAGUAGAAUUGAAAUGAUUGGUAGAGACGCAAUUCCAGGGGUAUCGUAUACGAAGGAGAAGAAGGUCAAAGGGCUGGUUAAGGAGAUUGUGCUUCCUGUUCUUCCCAGUGAUCACUUUGGACUGCUGUUAACAAUCUCCCCCCCAGAGAUUUUGACUGAGUAAGAGUUCUCUCCACAGAGAAAAGUUCGUCACUUUUGUCCUUUUUAAAUGGCUUAUGCGUAAUUUUGUGUGUAGCAGAAUCGUUUUCGAAGAAGUUGGAAACUUCUGUUGGGCAUUUUUUUGUUAACAGUUUAUGUCAAGACUUUGUGGAGUAGGGUGAAAAUGGCUGGUUUUUUUUGAAA